This is a messenger RNA of Brassica napus (rape), 519 nucleotides long. RefSeq lists its product as uncharacterized. Lineage: Eukaryota; Viridiplantae; Streptophyta; Magnoliopsida; Brassicales; Brassicaceae. The transcript has a single exon. The record is from RefSeq and is a predicted model, not a curated record. The coding region runs from base 1 to 519 and encodes 172 amino acids.
AUGUUAUCAGAGAAAGGCAGCCACACCGCCCUUGGUUCAAAGCGGUAUGGUUCAAAGGGAAUACUCCCAAGCAUGCAUUCAAUAUGUGGGUUGCUGUUCAAGAUAGAUUUCCCACCCGUACAAGACUUGCGUCUUGGGGGAAUGCUCAUUCCAACAUCUUGCUGCCUCUGCUCGGCUUCAGAUGAAUCAAGGGAUCAUCUCUUUGUUGACUGUCCCUAUACCCAGAUUAUAUGGAGUUUGAUGCUCAAAAAGCUCUCUGAAGUGUCGAUCACUUUUACUUCUUCGUUGCAGUUACUGAGUUGGUCAUCUUCGACUUCCACCCGGUCACCGCGAACUUUAAGAAGUAUUGAUGUCCAAGUCAUCAUCUACUACACUUGGACUGAAAAAAACAACAUAGUUUACAAGAACAGAUGCUACCAGCCUAUGACCUCUUCAAGCUUGUUGACAGAAUGGUCAGGAACACAAUCUCUGCUCGUAAGACCAGAAAACAAUUCAAGAAUCUCAUGGCCCUCUGGCUGA